Messenger RNA from Umbelopsis ramanniana AG, 570 nucleotides. RefSeq lists its product as uncharacterized. NCBI's taxonomy places the organism in Eukaryota, Fungi, Mucoromycota, Umbelopsidomycetes, Umbelopsidales, Umbelopsidaceae. The record is from RefSeq and is a predicted model, not a curated record. Gene Ontology annotation, cellular component: mitochondrion. Bases 1 to 570 code for a protein of 189 amino acids. The transcript is spliced from 5 exons. Gene Ontology annotation, biological process: intrinsic apoptotic signaling pathway.
AUGCUGAGAGCAACCACAUACCGCACCAGCUUGAGCAUUUGCAAGCUGAGCUCCCCAAGCUUUGCUCUUCGACCCAUUCACACUACUAAACCUUCCGAUGACCUCACCACCGACAAACUUCCUUCUCCUUUGAACGACGUUUUGUAUCAAAAAGUGGAAGCGGAUAUGAUAGGAACACCCGACCCUAUCUCAAAUUUACGACCAGUCAAAUACUUUGUUGCAGCGAAUGAGACACCAGAGGAGACGGAGUGGCGGUUACAUCGUCAGCGUGUAGACCAAUUCAAUGAAGACUUUUGGAGUUCCAACAAUGCGUUGUUCGUUAAUGCGAAGGCCGAAUACGAAGAGUCAAUCAGGGCUCGUGGAGAGAAAGUGACGGCUGAAGCACUUUCUGUGUUUUACAAAGAUUUCCUCGACAAAGCUUACGACCGACAAAUGGCGUAUAACAAGCAGUGGUGGAAAGAGAAUAUCGGCAUGUUAUACCCAGGAGCAAAAGCAGCAUUCAGACAGCUAAUGCAAAAAAAGAAGCAAGAAGCAUUACCCCUUAGUUUCUGGGACAAAAACUUUGAAUAG